Elgaria multicarinata webbii is the source of this 2868-nucleotide messenger RNA. It is a transcript of the gene WDR27, whose product is annotated as WD repeat domain 27. Gene Ontology annotation, molecular function: protein binding. The transcript is spliced from 24 exons. The record is from RefSeq and is a predicted model, not a curated record. Bases 3 to 2492 code for a protein of 829 amino acids. Lineage: Eukaryota; Metazoa; Chordata; Lepidosauria; Squamata; Anguidae.
CUAUGGAGAGCCCCAUGGACCUCUGUUUUUCUGAAGAAGGAUGUAGCAGCAGCAUAGUUCUUGAAAAACAGGUUUUUAGAUCCAAAGUGCCAGAAUCACAUGUUCAGCUUGCUUGUAACCUCCAUUAUUGUGCUUUUCCUUUGAAUGGGAAUGAACUUUGCAUUUUGAAUACGACUGAUGAUCCUAACCACCAGCCAUUACACUUAAUAGGUCAUCACCAUUCAAUUACUGCACUGACAUUUGGGAACAAAGUAAAUCCGCUCUUCAUCUGCUCUGCUUCACGUGAUUAUGUGAUAGUGUGGAAUCUGGAUGAAUGCAUGAAGAAGGUGCUACAAGGGUUAAUGCCACAAGGCAUUGUGAUAGGAACACUUUUGGGAAUGGUGCUUUAUGUCCGAUUUAGUCCAGAUGAUCAGACUGUGGCAGUAUGUGCUGGCAAUCGGAUAUAUAUGCUAAAUGCAAAGGAUGAGGCUAUACUUGCUGAAUUGGAGGGCCAUCUUGCUCCAGUGACUGCUGCUGAGUUUUGUACUUGGGAGAAAAAUAUACUUAUAUCGGUUUCUGAAGAUAGAAGUUUUAAGGUAUGGGACUAUUGUACUGGACUGUUAAUAUAUCAAUCAGCAGUAAUAACAGCAUUUCCUCUUCUAAGUCUCUACAUUGAUGAAGAGAACAAACAGAUUAUCACUGGAUGUGCAGAUGGACAGUUGUGGAUCUUCAGCUUGAUUAGCGGGCAUCAGUAUCGCUGUGUGGUACAUAUCAACGUAAAGAAAGAAAGAGAGAAGUUUUGCAACAAAAUUAGGAAAUCUGAACAUUUGGAUGAGAUUCAGAAUACUCCUAAGAUGUAUACUCCAAAUGAUUUAAGAGAAGAAGAAACAGUUGAAACCACUUUUCCAGUUCUCAGAAUUGCACACUGUGAUAAGUCUACAAAUUUAGGUGAUGAAGAACACAACUUUCCUGCUGUGAAUGCCCGAUGCUUGUGGAUAGGAAGUUCUACUGGUUUAUUCAUAAUCAAUAUGGCCAAUUUCAACUUGGAAGCUGUUUUACAUUAUAGAGAUUUCAGCGCCCUCAGCGUUCAGUUUGCUGGAUCGUGCGCUUUAAUGAGGAGGGCAGUCAAUGGUAAGGUUUUCUGUUUGCUAACUUCAAUGUUUGAGAACAGAAUUGCCUUACUGGAGAUUAAUGUUACUGCCCUGUUGAGAUCCCAGCAGAGUGAGUUCCUUGUAAGUGGAAGGGAGAAAGCCCUUUCAGUUGUUGCCAGGUGCUCUCUUCUGCCAAACUCUCCCUUGUGCCCAAAGAAGGAAAAAAGCAAACUUGGAAAUAAAAAAGGUGUAAGGAACCCAGUAAAAGACCAGCCACUGGUUUUCCAUAACAAAAUUAAGUCAUCGGGUUAUACAUCAGAACCACAAAUGACCAUGUUUUCUCCAAACACUAAAGGAAAGCAAAACAGUUUGACAUUGAAGUGCAAGAGAAGUUGCAAACGAAGAAAUAAAGAAGAAUAUCCACUUGCAGAAUCUCCUCCAACAAAAUCUGAGAGACUGAUUACUGUAGCUGGUAAAUCAACUUCAGUAUGUUGUAUUCAGUAUUCAGGGGAUGGAGAAUUAUUGGCUUGUGGCUUAGCUGACAAAACUUUGCUGGCGUUUAAUUCCAACCUUACAGGAACACCAACUGUUUAUUCAGGGCAUGAUGGUGCUAUUAAUUCAGUUGGUUGGAGCCAUGACAACAAUUGGCUUGUUUCAUCUUCUGAAGACAGAACAUUAAGGAUCUGGUCAGUCAGCAGUGCAGAACCUGCUUUAUGUCUGGGAAAAGAAAUGUUUCAUAAGUCCAUCCGAUCAGCCCAGUUUUAUUAUAUCGAUACAUUUAUUUUAUUAUCUUGUGGAGCAGAGUUUUACUUGUUAAGAUAUUAUCUUGACACCAGCAAAGAUGAAGUGAAACGAUACAGAACAAAGAGCAUUUGCAAAUCAAUACAGAAAUUUCCCAUGGCCUCGACAGUGGAAAUUACCAGCCUUUCAGCAGUAAAUGAUUUCUACUCUUAUAUUGUACUGGCAGCUGGUAGCAACCGAGCACUUGAAGUAUUUGACCUCAAUGUGGGUUGUAGUGCAGCAGUGAUAACAGAUGUUCAUUCGAGAUCCGUUCACCAGAUUUGUCAAAAUAAGGGAUCAGCCUUUAGCUGUCAGCAAUAUGAAGCUUACAAUCUUUUCUUAACAACAGCUAUUGGUGAUGGCAUCAAGCUCUGGGAUUUGAGAACACUGAGGUGUGAGCGUCGUUUUGAAGGCCAUAGUAGCCGCUGCCACCCUUGUGGAAUUGCUGUUUCACCUUGUGGACAAUUCAUUGCCUGUGGAUCGGAAGAUAAAUGUGCUUAUAUAUAUGAGAAGCAUUCAAGCACGUAUUCCCAUAAGUUGACAGGACACACAGAAUCUGUAAUUAACGUGGCUUUCAACCCUUCAUCUCCCCAGCUCACCACAGCCACCUUGGAUGGCAAGCUGCAGUUGUUCUUACCCUGAUGACAAUCAGCCUUGACACUCUUGGCCAUGCUACUUUCACAAUAAAGCUUCCUGAAAGAAAGGAGAAGAUUGGUAAAUGGGCAGGCUACAGCAUGUUUCUGUUAAAUAUAGUCUUCCAUAUUAUUUCUACUUUCUAUAAACUGUAUAAAACUCACUGGGAUUUGCUUAAAGGCUUAUUGCUGGAAAGCUAGCAGAAAGUCAUUUAGUAUUAGAGUACGGAGUCUUUUCUGCCUCCGCUCCCAGCAGGGCACAAUAGCAUACUAGUUAACUUCACAAGUGCUGCUAAGUAAGUAGAGGUUUAUCUUUUUGUUGGACUGCAUCUCAUUCUCUCUAUUCCUAGCUACCAUAGUACAGUUUGUAAUUUGUUAGAGACUAU